Molecule: messenger RNA, 1479 nt
Organism: Hevea brasiliensis (rubber tree)
Lineage: Eukaryota; Viridiplantae; Streptophyta; Magnoliopsida; Malpighiales; Euphorbiaceae
Exons: 2
Coding region: 54-1442 (462 amino acids)
Source: RefSeq, a predicted model, not a curated record
UAAUAAAGAGACGUUGGAAUCGGCUCCCGUCAAGCACGAUACAGAUAUCACAGAUGGAGCAAAUGCAGGUGUUGGAGCUGUACGAAGUUCAUUACGCUGAUUUGAUGCUACUCUCCUCAUCUUCAGCUUCGAAUCAUAGCGUUUCUUUAUCUUCACCAGAAGAAGAACUAGCAAGACUGCAAACCAUAAGGACAACUAUCAUUGAAACCCUAGGCCCUAAAGGCCCAGGUCUCCUUUCCAUCGUUGGCGUCCCUAACGCUCUUCUUCUUCGCCGCAACCUCCUCCCUCUUGCUCGCAAGCUCGCUCUUCUCGACCACGAGUGCCGCAAACGCCUUCUCAAGGAACACAACUUGGGGAGUGAUGUUCCUCUAAAGAAUCCUGAUAGGAAUGUGUCUUCUUUUGCAAUGCAACUCAAAUAUGUGGAAGCUCUGAAAUCUGCUCCCAUUAAGCCAAGUCAUGAAGUACGCUUGAAUUUAGAACCAACUCAUCUGGAUGUUGAUGAGGUGAGAAAAUUUCAUGAAGAUGAAUUUAAAAAUCUUGGAGAUUUCUUUAAAGAUUUAGGAUAUUUUAUGAUGGAGCUGGGGCUCCGUCUUGCCCAAAUGUGUGAUGAGUUCAUUGGUGGCCAAGAGUUAGAACGAAGCUUAUUAGAAUCUGGCACUGCGAAAGGGCGCCUUAUACAUUAUCAUUCAAUUCUAGAUAAACUUUUAAUGAGAGAAACUGGGAGAAGGAAGGGACCCACCAAAAAGCAGGCCAAUUCCAAAAAGAACCAAGAACACUGUUUAAGAAGCGAGCAAAAACAAUUACAAGGUUCAAACUUUGUUACAAAUGGCAUUAAGGUUGGAUCACGUGGAAAUGAUAUGGAUUUAUGGCAGCAAUGGCAUUAUGAUUAUGGUAUCUUUACUGUUUUGACAGCACCAAUGUUUCUUCUGCCCUCAUAUUUAUCAGAAAAUAUGGUCACAUAUCAAUCUUCACUAUCAUCUGAUCAAGAAUGCCCUUAUCCCAAUGGCUAUUCAUAUUUGCAAAUCUUUGAUCCCAACAAUAAUAAUGUCCUCAUGGUAAAAACUUCUCCUGAAAGUUUCAUCAUUCAGGUUGGGGAAUCAGCUGAUAUUUUGUCAAAAGGAAAGCUUCGUUCAACCCUACACUGUGUGCGCAGACCAUUGAAGUUUGAAAAUUUAAGCAGAGAAACUUUUGUUGUGUUUCUGCAACCUGCAUGGAGCAAAACCUUCUCAAUCACAGAUUACAAUAUGGAACAUGGUGUGUCAGUUGGUAACUUAUCUGAGGGAAAUGGCAUCAAGCAUGGCUUAAAUGAAUUUACUCAAGAUAUUCAUAAAAUUGUUCCACCACUCUCAUCGCGGUUGAAGGAUGGAAUGACAUUUGCAGAAUUCUCACGUGAAACUACCAAGCAGUAUUAUGGUGGCAAAGGUUUACAAUCCAAUGGAUAGCUCCUGACGAUUUUAUUUCCUGUGGAAUGCAAUUUUG